AUGCCGGGAGCCGAGAGUGCAACAAAGAAGCCUACACACAACGGCCCGCUAGUCAGGCAGAAAAAAGACAAGCGCACCAAGGCCAACGACAAAGACAUGUCGAAGCUCUCACCGUCGCUCAAGGCGCUCAUCAACGCGCCUUUUGCCCGCCCGGGCCAGGCCCCUGCCCCGCGCCAAAUCCGCGACAUCUACGCCCGCAUCGCCCGCGAGGCCCGCGAGCGCCGGUAUGGUGAGAGGCCUUGGAUCGCUCUCUCGGCCGCCGCAACAUUCACCCUCAACUCCCCCGCAUCCCUGCUUAUCCUCCACGACGUAGCAACCACCAACCCUCCGCCGGACACCACUCCCUUGUCCCCCCUCGCCGCAGCGGAGUUGAUCCGCGAAAUAGGCCUCAAAUGCAUCUCCUUCAACGGCAUCCCCCGCACUAUCAACUGCCUCGGCGCCUUUAAAGCUGGCCUGUCCCCCUCCAUCACCUCCCAACUGUCCACAACCCCCACUCGCACCGUUACCCCCUCCAACGCUGUCGCCGUCGCCGCCCGCGGCCGGAACCUCUGGCACAGCGUGUACACCCCAUUCGACGCAAAGCUGGAAACCAAGCUGGCGGAUUCCCACCCCGAUCUGCCAGUACACAUCCUGAGUUCACACUACGGGCCUUUGCUCUCUGAUCCUGAGCCGGGUCGGGCGCUGGGUAGAGUUGGGAGGGCAUUGACGAGCGUAGUGGCGAUUGCGUGUCUCAGGGCGCAGACGGGAGUCGGACCACAGGUGCUGUCGCAUGUUUUCGGGUUGCGGAAGGCGGUUGAGCAGGGAGUGCAUGGGCUGGGGGAGGAGUUUGGGGGAGGAGGGGAUGGAAGGUAUUGA
Thermochaetoides thermophila DSM 1495 is the source of this 855-nucleotide messenger RNA. RefSeq lists its product as uncharacterized. The record is from RefSeq and is a predicted model, not a curated record. Lineage: Eukaryota; Fungi; Ascomycota; Sordariomycetes; Sordariales; Chaetomiaceae. The transcript has 2 exons. The coding region runs from base 1 to 855 and encodes 284 amino acids.